Molecule: messenger RNA, 3469 nt
Organism: Schistosoma intercalatum
Lineage: Eukaryota; Metazoa; Platyhelminthes; Trematoda; Strigeidida; Schistosomatidae
Source: the annotation of a GenBank genome assembly
ACAAAGUAUUUAUAACAUAUCGUGCGCACUUGACGUUCUUAUUGACAUUGAUAAGAGUUUCUCUUCGUUCUGAUUGACAGUUUCUGUAUGUGUUUAUCAUUUUUCAUUCAGGAAUUCGAAACGGUCUUGAUCACCAGACUGUUAAAUUUCCAUGAUUGAAAAAUAGUGUUCUGCAGUGUUUUUUCUUUGUCAGUGUAAAGCAUUACUAGAAGUUUCAGAACUUCGCAUUUGAUGCACCGACUUUCGACAAUUUCUGAAACGAUUUUGCACUUCACUUGAGUCAGCUUGUAAAAUGUUAGGUCAUUUAGCGGCUAGUCAAUCUUCAUCGGUGUCUACAAUGUUUCCAUUUGAAAAUAAUGGAAUGAAAGAGUAACCAGAUGUUCAGCACGACAAAUUGCAGUUGAGACUCCUUCAAGAGAAAUAAUGUUGAAGUCAAUAAAACGAAUAGUAAAAAUAAUGAAGUGAAAAUAACAACUUGGAAUUUAGGCAGCAUUAUCUUAGUAUAUAACAUGCAAUUUCAGUAAUUGUGGGAAGAAGUUCGUUGCACAGCGUAUUGAAACGUCCAGAAUUUUAUUCUAAGUGUUCACUUAGGAUGUUGACACCGUUUUUUCGGACAGAAAAUUUCAACCCUUAUCGUUUCGUUGGGAAAAAAUGGAAUCGUGCACUGAAUUUAUUGAUAUCGGUCUUUGAACCUUCAUGUAUUGGACACAGGAAUGGUUGUUUCUGGAGAGAACAUUUUCUAUUUUUUUAUUAAAGUACGCCUAGGUGGACGUUUUGGAUCGUUUACGACUUAUCUCUCUUCAUAAUUUUCAUCAGUUUGAUGACUUGAAAUAUUUGUUCAGUAGUCUUCAAAGACGAAGAUUGGGGAUCAAGCUACCUGCUUUUAUUCUCUCAAUCUGCAGUGCUGUGAAGAUCCGAUCUCUUUGGUAGUACCAAUGUGAGGCUCUGAUACUACGUGUUCUGGUAGAGAACUCCAGCAACUUACGACUCGCUGUAUGAAAUAACACUACAGAAAUUGGCGUUUCUAUUUAGCUUUCUGAGCUUCCGAGUACAUGCUUGCAGACAAUAAGUCCUAAAUUUACGGAAAAGACAUGGUAAAACAUCGAUAUUGUUAUCAUCUUUUCAGAUGUUUGUGCUGAUGACGUCGUUCAGAAGAACGAUGUAAGCUCCACGCCCAAACCAUCCAGCUCAGCGAACAAAACUCCAUCAAAAUCAUCCACCUGAGCUGCAAAUCUUUCCCACCAUCUUUUCAGAAUCUAUUAAGAUUUCGGCAAGAUUAUAAUUUAUGGACGGAACAAUCAGAUAUAAAAUAACGAGUCACGAAUUUGGGCGCAGAAUUCAUCCAUACAUUUGGUUAAAUAGAGUUUUGGCAUUAUAGCUGAUGUUAGUUCGUGAUGAAAACUCUAAAUCUAAUUUUUAAUCUUAACCAUCAACUUGGCAUGGCAGAAAACAAGAAGUUGGAUGAUGACGUCACCGUCGUCGUAGAUAAACCAGAUGAUGUAAAACUGAAGCGAUCUAUCGGUAUUGUAACCAGUAUUACCAUCAUAGUAGGAUCAAUGAUUGGCUCAGGAAUAUUUGUCAGUCCUACUGGUAUUUUACUGAAUGUCAAAAGCAUUGGAGCUAGUCUAAUUAUAUGGGUUGCAUGUGGGAUCUUCAGUAUGCUCGGAGCGUACUGUUACGCAGAACUUGGCACGAUAAUAGAGCGAUCCGGAGGGGAUUAUAUUUAUGUAUAUGAAGCAUUUGGACCAUUUAUUGGAUUUUUGCGUUUAUGGGUGGAAGUAAUGGUUGUAAGACCCGUGGCAAUCGCUAUUGUAGCUUUGACAUUUGGGGAAUAUGUUGUUGUACCUUUGUAUCCAGACUGUCCACUGCCCUUUACGUUGAUCAGGAUUUUGGCAGUUUUAUGUAUUACAUUUCUAAGCUUCGCCAAUUCCUUUUCAAUCAAAUUCUCAACCAGAAUACAAGAUAUAUUUACACUUGCGAAACUUGCCGCUCUUAUAAUGAUCAUUGUCACCGGAUUUGUACAGAUUGGAUUUGGUCGUUAUGAAGAGCUGAAAGAACCUUUUGUCGAUUCGGACUGGAGUCCUGGUAAAAUAGCUAAUGCAUUUUAUAGUGGCUUAUUUGCUUAUUCUGGCUGGAAUUACUUAAACUGUAUGAUUGAAGAAAUGAAGAACCCCAGGAAACAUUUGCCCAUAGCAAUUGUGGUAUCGUGCUUACUAGUGACUCUAGUUUACACAGCUGCUAAUGUAGCCUAUGUGACAGUCGUGCCAGUUGCAGAGAUUUUGACCACAAGAGCUGUGGCUGUGACAUUUGCUAAUAGAAUAUACGGAAUGUUUUGGUGGAUAAUGCCAAUAUUUGUUGCUUGUUCAACGUUUGGUGGUGCCAAUGGGACUAUAUUGACUACAUCGAGAAUAUUUGUUGUUGCUAGUCAGCUCAAACAAAUGCCAGCGUUUAUCAGUUACUUGCACACGGAUCGAUUAACACCUAUUCCGGCUGUUCUGUUUACUUGUAUCGUAUCAAUAAUUUACUUGCUUGCUGGAGAUAUUUUCACACUUAUGAAUUAUAUGGGUUUUGUUCAAUGGUUGGCAGUCGGUCUUUGUGUUCUGAUUGUGGUAAUUUUCAGAUUUACUCGUCCUAAUAUUCGACGUCCGGUUAAGGCUCCGAUAAUAUUUGCCAUUAUCUACUUAGUAGUUACUGCAUCUCUGUUAAUUUUCUCUUUUUAUGGAUCACCUCAAGAAUCAUUAUAUGGUAUUUUGAUCAUUUUAACUGGUAUACCGGUUUACAUACUCGGUUGUGCGUGGAGUCCUAAACCGAAAUCAUUUCAGGAAAAAAUGAUAAACAUCACGAUUGGAUUACAAAAACUUUUCCGUAUUGUACCAUCCAGUUGAAGAUGAAAGAUAAAGCAUAGAAUUAUUGUGUAUUGUUAACAUUGUUAAACAGUCAUUUUGUUGUGCUACCCGAACACUCACUUAUUGUAUAAAUUCACCGUAUACAAAAAGAUAAUGUAGCCUAUUGAUUAGCUUUCUGUUUUUUUAUCACCUUUUUUGUGAAAUGCUACAUUCACUUCAUUUAAAAACAAUGAAGCGAUAAACGUUGAUAACCGAUGUCCGGUUGCUCUUCUUCCUGGACUGCAAUAUUUUUGUACAUUUUGUCUACUUGUGAUUGAAAUUUCUUUUUGAUCAUUCUAUUCUUGUUUUGUUUUUUUCAUUUGAAUUUUAUAUUUUCGAAAUUAUUUUCCUAAAAUUUUCUUGUGACUUGACUGGUGGUUACGUAAUGGGAAAUUUUGGGCAUUGCUAAUUGACGACACAACUUACUUAAUUAGUUACCUACUUACGCCUGUUACUCUCAAUGGAGCAUAGGCUGCCGACCGAUAUACUACACAAAGUGUAUAUGAUUUGAUUAUGUAUCUCUCUCUCUCUCCCUCUUAUUUUUCAUGAGAUUUAGGUAAACAAAAUAUAUGUAAAUUGUAUGC